AUGGCUGCCGGAAGGUUCCUGCUCUACACGGGCCUCUCGCUAGCGCUCUGCGCCCUGGGCAUGCUGGCCGUGGCCGUCUGCUCAGACCACUGGUACGAGACGGACGCCAGGAAGCACAGGGACAGGUGCAAGGCCUUCAACACGCGCCGGGUCGACCCUGGCUUCAUUUACAACAAUAACAACAACUUGCCGCUCCGCGCCAGCCGCUCGCGCCUGGACCGCUGGGAGGGCACACUCCUCCGGUCCCGGAAUCGCCGGCAGCUCUUCGCCAUGAGCCCCGCCGACGAGUGCAGCCGGCAGUACAACUCCACCAACACGGGCCUCUGGAGGAAGUGCCACCGACAGGGCUUCGACCCGGAGAUCGCAGCCCUGAUUCGGAAAGUAAGUCACUGCACUGGGGACAGAUCAAUGGCAGGAUCAGCUUCUGAAAUCCAAGAGACUUCCAGACCCUUAGGAGGACCAGCUACAGGAGAAAUUGAGAGAUGCACGUACAUCAAAUACCACUACUCCUCAGCCACCAUCCCCAGGAACCUCACCUUCAACAUCACGAAGACCAUCCGCCAGGAUGAGUGGCACGCCCUGCACCUGCGUAGGAUGACAGCCGGCUUCAUGGGCAUGGCGGUGGCCAUCAUCCUCUUCGGCUGGAUCAUCGGCGUGCUGGGCUGCUGCUGGGACCGAGGCCUCAUGCAGUACGUGGCAGGGCUUCUCUUCCUCAUGGGAGGAACUUUCUGCAUCAUUUCACUGUGCACCUGUGUGGCCGGAAUCAACUUUGAGCUGUCACGCUACCCACGCUACCUGUAUGGACUCCCCGACGACAUCAGCCAUGGCUACGGAUGGUCCAUGUUCUGUGCUUGGGGGGGCCUGGGCCUCACGCUAAUCUCGGGAUUCUUCUGUACCUUGGCCCCUUCUGUCCAACCUGUCCCGAGGACCAACUGCCCCAAAUCCAGACCCGAGAAUGGGACAGUGUGCUAA
This is a messenger RNA of Physeter macrocephalus (sperm whale), 972 nucleotides long. It is a transcript of the gene TMEM178B, whose product is annotated as transmembrane protein 178B. The coding region runs from base 1 to 972 and encodes 323 amino acids. The transcript is spliced from 5 exons. The record is from RefSeq and is a predicted model, not a curated record. Gene Ontology annotation, cellular component: membrane. Lineage: Eukaryota; Metazoa; Chordata; Mammalia; Artiodactyla; Physeteridae.